AACUGACAUAUGAAGACAGCCAUUUUGUCCUGCAGCCUGUCAGGCCGGUGACUUGGAAAGGAAUAAUUUACGAAUUAUUCCCUUUCACCAAGACUAAACGUCCCAGAAUUGUGUUAAUGAAGUGAAAAGUGCAGUGUAAAUCAUGGCGCGAUACGGUCAAAGACCGGAAAAUGCCCUCAAACGGGCCAAUGAGUUUAUGGACCUGAACAAGCCCGCUCGGGCGCUGGACACCUUGCAAGAGGUGUUCCGCAACAAGAAAUGGGCUUACAACUGGUCGGAGUCGGUGCUGGAGCCCAUUAUGUUCAAGUACCUGGAACUGUGUGUGGACCUCCGCAAGUCGCACAUCGCGAAAGAAGGCCUGUUCCAGUACCGGAACAUGUUCCAGUCGGUGAACGUUGGAUCUUUGGAACAAGUCAUUAGAGGCUAUUUACGAAUGGCAGAAGAGAGAACGGAGGCCGCCCGGGCGCAAUCCACACAGGCUGUCAUCGACACUGAUGAUCUUGACAACCUUGCUACACCUGAGAGCAUCCUACUAAGUGCCGUGUCCGGGGAGGAUGCGCAGGACCGCUCUGACAGGACUAUACUUACUCCAUGGGUGAAAUUCCUCUGGGAGUCCUACUGCCAAUGCUUGGAGCUGCUCCGUACGAACGCGCACGUGGAAACCCUAUACCAUGACAUCGCGCGUAUGGCCUUCCAGUUCUGCCUGAAGUACUCUCGCAAGACUGAGUUCAGGAAGCUCUGUGACAAGCUGAGGAAGCAUUUGGAGGAUAUCUGCAAGCCCACUGUGCAAACCGGCAAUGUGAGCAUCUCCAAGCCGGAGACUCAGCAGCUCAACCUGGAAACCAGGCUGUUCCAGCUGGACAGCGCCAUUCAGAUGGAGCUUUGGCAGGCAACCUACAAGGCAAUUGAGGACAUACACAGCCUCAUGAACAUGUCCAAGAAGACCCCUGUGGCCAAGACCAUGGCCAACUACUACGGCAAGCUAGCCCUGGUCUUCUGGAAGGCCGGCCAUUGUCUGUUCCAUGCUGCAGCUCUACUAAAGCUUUUCCAGCUGUCUCGAGAGAUGAAGAAGAACAUCACCCAGGAGGAGCUGCAGAAAAUGGCGUGCCGCGUGCUGGUGGCCGUGCUGUCGGUGCCACUGCCCUCGCUGCACCCGGAGUUCGACCGCUUCGUGGAGACGGACAAGAGUCCCGUCGAGAAGGCGCAGCGCCUCGCCGUGCUGCUCGGCCUUGCCCAGCCGCCCACCAGGACCAGCCUGCUUAAAGAUGUGGUCCGUCUCAACGUGGUGGGACUGGCGUCUCCGCAGCUCCAGCAGCUGUAUGCUUGGCUCGAGGUCGAGUUCGAUCCUCUGACCAUCUGCCACAACGUCAAGGGAGUCAUCAAGGCCCUGCAGGAGGAGCCCAACUCGCCACUGGUGCAAUACACGAACGCCCUAAACGACGUAGCGCUAGUGCGGCUCGUCCGCCAAGUGGCCCAGUGCUACGCCUGCGUCCAGUUCCCGCGCCUGCUGCAGCUGGCCGCCACCGACGACCUGUUCCACCUGGAGCGCCUGCUGGUGGACUGCGUGCGCCACAACGACAUGCAGAUCCGCGUCGACCACGCCAACAAGUGCGUGCACUUCGGCGUGGAAGCCGGUGGCGGCGAGUGGUGCUCGGCCGCCGACGAGGCCUGCGGCGGCGCCAUCCUGCAGGCCACGCCCGCUGAGGAGGUCCGCGAGCAACUAGUCCGCGCCGCCGAAGUGCUGUCCCGCGCCGUACAGACGCUCUUCCCCGCGCGACGCCGUGCCGAGCGCGAGCGUGCGCGCGCACACAUGGUGCAGCACUACCACGAGCACAAGCACGCCGAGCACCAGCGCGUGCUGCAGCGGCACAAGAUCAUCGAGGAGCGCAAGGAGUACAUCGAGCGGCUCAACACCGUGCGCGAGGAGGAGGAGCUCAGGCGCCAAGAGGAGCAGCUCCGCAUCGCCGCGGCGGCCGAGGCGCGGCGCCAGGAGGCGGAGCGCGAGGAGCGCGAGAAGCGCCGCCACGCCUCGGAGCUGGCCGCCGUGCGCGAGCGGCAUCUGCGCGAGAGGAUCGCGCACAUCUCGCAGAGCGACGUCGGCAAGCGCGUGCUGUCCAAGCUUGAUGAAGAGGUGCUGAAGAAAAUGGACGCGGAAGCGAUCGCCCAACGCGAGGCUGAAGAGUUAAUGAAGGAGCGCCGCGAGCUGCAGGCCAGGCUCAAGUCUCAGGAGAAAAAGGUGGACUAUUUCGAGCGCGCCAAACGGCUGGAGGAGAUCCCUCUGCUGCAGAAGAGUUUAGAAGAGAAGCAGGUCCAGGACAAGGCCUUCUGGGAGCAGCAGGAGAAGGAACGCAUACAACAACUUAUCGAGGCGCGCACCCGCGACGUGGCCACGGCCGAGCGGCUGUCGCGCAUGCACGCGCACCGCGACGAGUUCGUGUCGCGGCUGUCGGCCGAGCGCGGCGCCGCGCACCAGCAGCGCCUCAAGGCCUUCGCCGACAAGCUCGCCGCCGAGCGCGCCAAGCGCCGCCGGGAGCGAGCGCAGCAGCGCGCCGAGCAGCGCCGGCAGGAGUGGUUGGCAGAGAAGCGUCUCGCAGAGGAGCGCGCGGCGGAGGAGGCGCGCCGCAUCAAGGAGGAGGAGGAGCGCAAAGAACGAGAGGAGAGGGAGAGGAAGCUGGCGGAGGAGCAGGCCGCCGCCCGCGAAGAGAAAGAGAAGAAGGAGAGGGAACACCAAGAAUACCUAGCCCGCGUGGAGGCCAAGGCCCGCGCCAAGGAGGCCGAGGUGCAGCGCCGCCUCGAGGAGCAGCGCGCCGCCGCCGCCUCCUCCUCCUCCUCCUCCUGGCGGCGCGGCGACCCCCCGCCCGCGGCCGCGCCCCGCGACAAGGACGGCAAGCCCGACGACAAGGACAGCGCCUGGAGGAGCAAGGGAGACGCCAAGGAUGACAAGAAGGCGGAGCCGUGGCGCCCAGCGCGCGCGCGCUCGCCCGGCGCGCGCUCCCCCGAGCGCCGCGCCGCGCCCGCCCGGGACGACAGGGACAGACGCGACGAGCGUGGUCCCCCGCGCGACGAAGGCGCCUGGCGGUCGGCUCGCGACGCACGCGACACGCGCGACACUCGCGAGCCGCGUGACACCCGGGACGUACGCGAGCCGCGUGACGCGAGGGAACCGAGGGACUCCAGGGACACAAGGGAACCGGAACGCGACAGGCCGCGCUACGGCGGGCGCUCCAGCGGGCCCGGCGCCGACGGCGGCAGCUGGCGCCGCGCACCCGCCGACCCCCCACCAGCUCCUUCCCAGGAACGAUCAUCAGCCUGGCGUACUAAAGACGCACCACCUCGCGAGGACCGCUACCGCGACGCCCCGCGUGGCGACCGCGACGGCCCGCGCGACCGUGACGGGCUCCGCGACCGCGACGGCUUCCGCGACCGCGGCGGCGACCGCGACCGCUUCCCGCCGCGCCGCGACGAUGGACCCCGCGAUCGCGACGGCCCGCGACGUGACGACCGAGAUGGACCCCGGGACCGUGAUGGACCGAGACGGGAUGAUCGCGACGGGCCGCGGCGAGAGGAUCGCGACGGACCGCGACGUGACGACAGGGAUAGACGCCCGCCGCCGCCUCGUCGUGAGGAGAAACCCCGCGACCCCGACGGUGACGACUGGCAACCGGUCACACGCCGCUAAACGCACCCAAGGGUUCAGUAUCACCCGAGACCACUUUGCAAACUCUACCCUGUUGUGUACGGUACUAGGUUGAAUAUUGUAUAACUGUCUAAAUUUACAUUCGCCGAUAGUUUUGGCUCUAUAGUGUUGUGAUUGCUUUAAUAUUCAUGAUUUUUGUAUUAUUUUCACAUGUUUAGAUGAUUUCACAUUAGAACGUAUCGUACACCGCCAGUGUUACAGUGUAAAAUACACGCACAUGCAUUACAAUAGAGUCCAUAUUCGUAACGUAAAAUGGCGUCUUUCUACUUCGGUGCUGGCGCCAUCAGUAAGCUUGUAAAGUGUUGUGAGGCUUUAAGCCUUGUCUCUUGUACACCUCUCUUAUGUAAUAAAACUAAUAAAGAACAGAUAAAUGAGAUAUAUAAUUAUCUCUUAGUGAUAAAUGGCGGCAUUUGCCAAUACACUUAAAAUAAACAUUAAACACGCAUUUAUGUCACGUUCGCUACGUGCGUGUUAAAGAAACAUGGUUCAAAUGUUUUUAUAUAAAUAAUAAAAGGGGUAACUUCAUAUGAAUAAAAGUCGUACAGAUGUAGUGCAUCAUUAUUUUGCUUCGUAUCUUCACGGAGAUGUACGAACGUGUCUUGUUAUUUCAGUCAGUCUCGGUACAAAAAGUACUGAAGUUGACUGAAGUACCAUGACAAAUACGAACUUUCCGAGAAAAAUCGAAGGAAAACAAUUAUGCACUACAUCUGUAUUGACUUGGCUUUAACCCUCACAACGCUAUUGCCAAUCCAAGUGGUUGUUAAAGGUCUCAUACUGAACCCCUUUUUCAUGUAAUCCGAUUCAGACUUAUGUUUAAUUGUAUCAAUGCUUUUACUAACGAUGUAAUAAACAUUACGUUGACGUGUUUGGGCAUA
Molecule: messenger RNA, 4572 nt
Organism: Cydia splendana
Lineage: Eukaryota; Metazoa; Arthropoda; Insecta; Lepidoptera; Tortricidae
Gene: eIF3a
Product: eukaryotic translation initiation factor 3 subunit A-like
Exons: 22
Coding region: 143-3679 (1178 amino acids)
Biological process (GO): translation reinitiation; formation of cytoplasmic translation initiation complex
Cellular component (GO): eukaryotic translation initiation factor 3 complex, eIF3m; multi-eIF complex; eukaryotic translation initiation factor 3 complex, eIF3e
Molecular function (GO): translation initiation factor activity; mRNA binding
Source: RefSeq, a predicted model, not a curated record